Molecule: messenger RNA, 1089 nt
Organism: Fulvia fulva
Lineage: Eukaryota; Fungi; Ascomycota; Dothideomycetes; Mycosphaerellales; Mycosphaerellaceae
Product: Heterokaryon incompatibility protein 6, OR allele
Exons: 2
Coding region: 1-1089 (362 amino acids)
Source: RefSeq, a predicted model, not a curated record
AUGAUCCACCGGUCUUACGAACGAGCAGAGUACUGUGGGGCUUUCAUCCGCGGCAUCAUGAACGCUUCUAUCAUUUGUGCCGUCAAGCGAGGCAGUCGGGAGAUGGACAAGACUUUGAUGUCAGCAGUCCACUUCGACUGCAGCGAGCCAAGAGAUAAAAUCUUUGGCCUACUUGGUCUCGUGCCCGAGCCCGAGCAGCGACUUCUCCAACGUCCGGACUACACGCGCCCGGUCGAGCAUGUCUUUACUGGGGCGACCCGUGCUGCUAUUCAUGCUUGCAGGCGCUUAUGGCUGCUCAGUACGGUCACCGUGAUAAGACCGGAUGCACAGGCUACAGGCAUGUACGAUCUUCCAUCAUGGGUCCCCCAGUUCGCAGCUGAGUGGCACAAAGGCCCCAAGGGCAUUGGGAACUUCUCGCAUCGCGGUUGCGACGAUAUGCAACCACUACAGAUCGAUGAAAGAACGGCUCAUAACAUACUCCGUGUGCAGGGUGUGCAUGUCGGGACAGUAGCUUACAUGAAUGCACCUCUGGAGGCAGAGAUAUUCUCAGGUAUUGUCCUGCUUGCUGGAUACUUCCACCAAAUACUACUUCAUAUCGUUGAGAGAAACGCUCUGCCAUCCUCUUCAGACAAGAGUUUUUCAAUACUAUACAAAGCUCUGGCUCAGUGGGACGACUACCAUCAUCUCCUGGAACGAGACAUGUACUCUGCGUUCCUAGCCUUCCUGUACGAGUGCCAGCAGAACCUGCCGGAUUGGCAUAGCUCUCGGGUCCCAAUCAUACCGCAUGAAGCAAAGAAUCAGAGCUCUUCGGCGUUCUUUCAGGACCAUUUGAAGAUCAACGCUGUGAAAAGAACAUUCUUCGUAACGUGCGACGGUCAGGCUGGGCAAGCUACGUCACGGGUCCAGGCGGGCGACCAGGUGUGCAUUCUUUUCGGUAGUGAGCUGCCGUUCGUUCUGCAAAAAGUGGCUGGUCAUUUCGUGUUGAUCGGCACUGCACGCCUUACUGAAGUGAUGGAUGGACAAUACAUAGCACAGUUGGAGCAAAAUGGUGGACUGCCGGCAGCGACGCAGUGGUUUGAGAUUCACUAG